CGUAUUUUGGACGCGAAUGGUGUUGAUUGUUUUCAUGAUGGGUGAAAUGAAAUGUAUAAGAGCUCUGCUUUCGUCGGAAUGAUGAAUGAUAACAAGAGUUACUCACAAGACGGUUUCUAUCCACGAGGUCUCAAUCAUGAAGCUCUCACAUUCAAUCGCUUCAAUCCUGUCUUUGACAGCUCAGUUCGCUAAAGCGGAGCUCAAAUGUCGCCCCGAAAGUCCUGUUCUCCCAAGACCAACAGCCCUCGCCAAGUCAUCAAUCUUCCAAGCAGCCGCCGCCAACUUGACUGAAACUCUCAACGCAGCUCUCUCAGGCUCAAUCACUGCAGGAUGGCCCAUCGAGAAUGUCUCGUUCUCACUUGCAGUCGUAGGCGCGGAUCAAGACGACCCUGGUGUGCCGAUAUGGGAGUACCAUCAUCUUGCAGCUGCUAACACAAAGGGUACCAAGAAGCUCGAUAGAGAUUCUCAGUAUCUCAUCGGAUCUAUAACAAAGGUGUUUACGGAUUAUGUGCUCCUAAAGAGCGGUAUGGAUCUUGAUGCACCGGUUACAGAGUAUCUUCCGGAGCUUGAUGGGAAGUCAAAGAUUCAGUGGAGGGAUGUGAGUUUAAGGAUGCUGGCUUCGUACUUGGGUGGUACGCCAGCAAACUAUGGGUUCUCAGACUUUUACCUCCUAAAAGAAGUCUUCCUUGCGUAUGGUCUUCCCCCCGUUGAGGACAGCGACUAUCCACCAUGUGGUGUGGUAGGUCUCAACAAGGGUUGUACAGGACAAGAGAUUUUGUCAGGAAUGAAAGAGUCUCACCCCCAGACUGCUCCCAACGAGAGGCCAGCAUACUCAAACAUGGCCUUUGUCAUCCUUGGUAUGGCUCUUGAGCUGUAUACCGGUAAGACCUAUGCACAGUUACUCGAAGGAAUUGUUUCAGGUCCCCUGGGUAUGAACAAUACUUUUCCUUCGCCUGGCAAUGAUGAUAAGGCGGUAAUUCCGUCUGGGGAUAGCAGCUGGGGCUCGGACUACAAAUUGAACACUCCUGCAGGGGGGUUGGUCUCCUCUCUUGCUGAUCUCUCAAAGUUCUCACAGGCCUUGCUAUCAAGAACCUUGAACAUGACUUUAACGGAGAUCAACGGCUGGCUCAAGCCCAGUGCCUUUGCAGGAAAUGCAUACACCUUGACUGGCAUGCCUUGGGAAAUACUGCGUCUAUCAAGCCUCACGCCAGGCCAUCCUCAUGCUGUUACUGUCUAUGGUAAGAGUGGCGGUGCGCAGAACUACAGAAGUCAACUCAGCUUUAUUGAUGACUACGGUCUGGCGAUCAUCAUCUUGACUGCCGGUCCGAUGAAGGCAGCGCCUAUUCUUACAAAUGCUAUGCUUUCGACUUUUGUUGCCGCUGCGGAUGAAGUAUCGCGUGAGCAGUCAAAGAGAUUUGAGCAGAGGUACAUGAGCGGCCAAGCCCACAGUGUUCUCAUUGAGGCAGCACUGGAGCAGGACGAUGACUCAAUAGUCCUCGCGUCACUUUAUCGCAACAACACAGAUAUUCUCUCUAGUCUUACGGAUAUCUGGGGACUUACACUAGGCGAUUUUCUUCCAGAAGUUGGACCCAAGAUCCGAGUGUUUCCCAGUCAACUUCGUGAGAAUGCGACAUUGGAUGGGAAGCCUGUUAUGAAGGAGGUAUGGCAUUUGUGGCCUGACCUCAACUCGGGGUUUGAAACGGAUCUUCCUGGGAAUGAGAUUGAAGAGAUGAAUUGUGUCGGCUGGUCGAUUCAGGAUUGGGUUCAUUAUGGUGGUGAGUCUCUGGACAGAGUGUUGCUGUAUGUUGGUGACGAUGGAGGCGUGAGAGGGUUUGAGGUGCCAUUUUUGCGAUCGGGAAUUCUACAUCCAGCCGAUUGA
Messenger RNA from Fusarium odoratissimum NRRL 54006, 1879 nucleotides. RefSeq lists its product as uncharacterized. The record is from RefSeq and is a predicted model, not a curated record. Bases 86 to 1879 code for a protein of 597 amino acids. NCBI's taxonomy places the organism in Eukaryota, Fungi, Ascomycota, Sordariomycetes, Hypocreales, Nectriaceae. The transcript is spliced from 4 exons.